UUUGUUGUGUUUUUAAUUUGAUUUCCCGAAAAUUUCUAAAUUAACAUUCCAUUAAAAAGUUUUAAUUGAAAAUUGAUAAUAAAUGUUUUAGUGACAAAAAAAAUUUGUUUGAAACAUGUAAAAUAGUUGAAAUUUAAUUUUGAGGUUAAGGAUUCCUUACCUAUAUUAGAGAUCUUUUUACCACUAUUAACACAAAAAUACAUAAUGUGAAUAUAUUUAUAAAAAAAAGUUAAUUAUCAUUUCUUGAAAAGGGAAAAAAAAAAAAAGAUUUUCUGGGGGUGUCGAAAAUUGGCGGAGAGUACCGAAUGCGGUCGAUGAAACGCGAAAGGUCAGGGAACAAUAUGGCUGAUGUGCAAAGUUUUUGCUCACCGUGUAAGGAAUUCGCGUCAUUUUGACGGUUGAAAUCAAAGUGAUAGACCUGUCAGUGGUGACUGUUAAAGGAUAACGUAAGUGUUGUGAGAGGUCGAAGAGGCGCGUUUAAUUACGCGAUUCGUUAGGGCGGCCCAAUGCGGGUCGCAAGAGUUUCGCCGAGUGCAAAUGAUGACUUCGAUGCUGUCCAGCUUUAAUCCACCUAUUGUGAAGCGGCUGCUGGGCUGGAAGAAAGCCGAGGGCGAGGACAAAUGGAGCGAGAAGGCCGUUAAGAGCCUCGUGAAGAAGCUCAAAAAGUCAGCUGGUCUCGAGGAACUCGAGAAGGCUAUCACCACACAAAGUUGCAACACCAAGUGCAUCACUAUACCAAGGCCAAGCCCAGGUGGCGUCGGUGACAACGGUGUUCAGGGUGUGCGAGGCAAAGGUUUACCACACGUGAUUUAUUGUCGUCUGUGGCGUUGGCCGGAUUUACAGUCGCAUCACGAGCUCAGGGCCAUUGAACACUGCGAAUACGCCUUUACGCAAAAGAGAGACGAAGUCUGCGUAAACCCUUAUCACUAUCAGCGCAUUCAAACGCCAGUUUUACCAGCCAUUUUGGUCCCAAGGCAUAAUCUUUCUGGGGAGGAAUCUGUUCUCUAUAAUACCUCACUUGAGGAGCUAAGCGUGAGUGUGCCGGAGAAUACUAGCUUUCACGCAACACUAAAUCAUCAGCAUCACAAUCAACAGGGAAUCCCUCAAUCCCCACAACAGCAACAACCAAAUAAUCCAUACCAAGGAAUGCAGAGCAUGCAGGCAACGAGUCCAGCGAGUGUUGGCAGUCUUGGAAGUGUUCAGGGUUCGCCUCACCCUGCUCCAGGUUCGAUGGAUCCACCGGCAGAUACGCCGCCUCCAGGUUACAUAAGUGAAGAUGGCGAUAACAUGGAUCAUAAUGAUAACAUGUCUCUGUCACGUUUAUCACCUAGUCCCGUCGAUGCCCAACCAGUGAUGUACUGUGAACCAGCUUUUUGGUGUUCCAUAAGCUAUUAUGAAUUAAAUACACGAGUGGGUGAAACGUUUCAUGCUUCUCAACCAAGUAUAACUGUGGAUGGUUUCACGGACCCAAGUAAUUCGGAAAGAUUUUGCUUGGGUCUAUUGUCAAAUGUUAACCGCAACACGGUCGUUGAACAAACUAGACGACACAUCGGUAAAGGUGUCAGAUUAUAUUACAUUGGCGGAGAAGUUUUUGCCGAAUGCCUCUCAGAUUCGAGUAUCUUCGUUCAAAGUCCCAAUUGCAAUCAACGUUAUGGCUGGCAUCCAGCUACUGUCUGCAAAAUACCACCUGGCUGUAAUCUGAAAAUCUUCAAUAAUCAAGAGUUUGCUGCUCUACUUUCGCAAUCAGUUUCCCAGGGUUUCGAAGCUGUUUAUCAACUAACUCGAAUGUGCACGAUUAGAAUGAGUUUUGUAAAGGGUUGGGGUGCUGAAUAUCGUCGACAAACCGUGACUUCAACGCCUUGCUGGAUCGAGCUGCAUUUAAACGGACCGCUUCAGUGGCUCGACAGGGUACUCACGCAAAUGGGCUCUCCUCGUUUGCCCUGCUCCUCGAUGUCUUAAGUAUCCUUUAUAUUCUCAGAGAGAAUAAAGUGCGUGUAACACAAAAAUUUCUGAGAAACGAAACGAUCUCUAGCUCAUUGGUCGAUUUCCUCUGCCAUGGCAAAAAACAGAAAAGUCCUCGUUAAUUAACAGGUAUAAAGAUUCGUACUUUGAGUGACUCAAAGAAUACAAAACAAUUAAUUGCCACACACUACUCUUUCAAAAUAAUUCAUUAUUUUCUCGUUAUAAUGAAUUUUAAAUUUUACUUAUUGAAAUUAAAUUUCAAUUUUUAUUCAAUUAUCCGAAUUUCAAAUUUGGAAAUGGUCUUUUUAAUUCGAUGAGAAACUAAUUAUCGCAUAAUAAUGCGUAUCAUAGAAUUGUAUCAUAGAACACAACGUCAGUCAGGGUGAUUUGAAACGAUGAGCUGAUAAAUUUUUAAAUCAUAUAAUAUAAUGCAUGUUAAAUAUAUCAGAUUACGAUGAAAAUUAGAAUUUUACGUAUACACGAUAUAUCAAACUGCGCAUUAUCGACGUACGGCGCAACGUCGAAACUUGACGGGUCACGCAACAAGAGAACGUUACAAAAAAAAAAUUAUGAUGACCAUCAAAAUUUAAUUUUCCUUUUGUUUCAAUAGAAAUUAUUAUUAUUAUUAUUAAUAUAAGAAACACGAUUAACGAAAAAAAUUUCCAUUUUCUUCGCUUGUCACUCACGUGUGACAUAUAAGAAUUUUACGAAAUAUUUAAAAGCAAUAUGAAUUUUUAUAUAGAAAGUAUAAUAUGCUUAUUUUUUAUCUAAAAUGGAAUAAGAAAAAAGAAGCAAGUGUUUCUUAUUUAAAUAAUAAUAAUAAUAAUAAAUCCCAAUUAACUAAACGCGUGAUAUCGUAUAUUUUUACAAAAGACGGUACAAAAGUACGUCAGUCAAUCUUAACGAAUUAUAAAAAGCAAUUAUUGUAUGCCAAUAAAAUUUCAGAAGUUAAAAGGGAAAAACAAAAAAAAAUGAAGGAACUUCUUUUUUAAAAAGCAAAAAAAAAGAAGAUUCAUUGCGCAUUCAAAUGACAAGAAUAAGCUAAGGGAAACAUUAACAAGUUCUCCAAAUUUUUUUGGAUGACAGGAAAUAUCGCUACGUAUUAUGGUGUCUUAUCUUCACUAAUAACUAUUCUUACUAAAUGUAUGAAUAUUUACUUUUUGCUAUCGAUAUGAAUGCUACUUACAAGCAAAAACAGACGAACUAAUCGAAUAUCUUAUUUAAUAUCGGCAUAAAAGAAAGCAAAAAGUUAUAUAUUAUAUAAAAUAUAUCGACGAUUAUUAUAAAACGUUGCAUAUAUGAUAUCGAUUUAGAAUGUCAAAGGCUAAAAAAAGAAAAGUUUACUUUUUUUUAAAAAACAUUUUGAAACAACUUUGAAUUUGACUAAUUUUUGUUAUUUUUUAUUUCUUUUUUCCUUUGGUUUAUGUCAAGUGAAAAUGAAGUAUUUGUUUUUAUUGAUUAUCUUUUGUGAGCUGUUAAAUAUUGUUAAUUUUAAAGUAAUUUGAAAAGAAAUUUUCAAUUCACCGGUGAUUAUAUUAUUUUAAUAAUAAUUGACUCAUUUCCCUGUGAAAAGAAUUUAUUUUUUAAAACACACAUUUUAUUUAUUGUUUUCUUCUUAAAGCGUGUGUCUCAAAAAGAAAAUUCAAGAUAAAAAAAAAGAUGGGAGCGUAUUUCAAAGAAUAUCAUGUUACAAUAUUUAAUAAUAAGUAUAUGAAAAAAAAGUUUUUUAAAAAUAGCAUUGUCCAAAAAAAAAAGAGAGAAGAAAAAUUUUGGAGGUUUACGAAUAGCUUUGGAAAAUUGUGAUUUUCAUCUUGAAAAAUUUUUUCGAUAUUUUUUAAGCAGAUGAUUUUUAUAAGUAUUUAAAAGGGUGGGGGGGGGGAAAGGAAAUUAUACAAUUAGUUGCCGUCGAUAUAAAAGAGAAUUUUUAAAUAUCUGACAAGCCCUUUAAAAGUAAAUUUUUUUAUUUAUUAUAAAGCAUGUUAGAGAUUUCUAUUUUAUUAUAAAAGUUUAUUAUUAUAUUUAUCAUUGGAUGUCAUUUUACGAAGUAAAACAAACUAUAAUUACGAUUAAUAUUUUUAAAUGUUAAAAUAUCGAAUAAUUGGUACACUAAGCGUACAUUAUAUUCGAGUAUUUAUGAAUCGCGUGAUUUUUUAGGACAUGUAGAAAAGAUUGAAUUUUUAAUGAUUGAAACUUGUGACUUUGUGUGCCUUUUAUUUUAUUCUUAUUAUUAUUUUUGUUCAUUUGAAGCAACGGUCACGUACUUCUCAAACGUCAAAUGUAUAGAUCAUACAAAUAUACUUUUUAGCUCAUUGUCGAUGAUACGAGGAAAUUGAACAAGUGAAAAAUAAAGAAAAUAAUAAAACCCGAAACAGGAAUAUUUUGCUAAUGAAACACAAUUUUUUAAAGUCCAUAGAUUUUAUCGAUAGAGUGAUACAAUAACUGCGCAUUACGAUAAUUGUGUUUUCAUUUUCUGCAUAAUACUAUAUAUAUAUUUCUUUCUCAAUCUCGUUUUUACAAAAACAAAACAAAUCCUUAGAGUUUGAGCAAUUAAAGCGAUACUACUUUUUGGAUAGAAUUCCCGUAGCACGAAUAGUUACGAUUUUUUUUUUUUUUUUUUUUUAAUGCGAGAUUACAGUCGUUGAUUUAUAGCUUUUUACAAAGUUCUAUCUUGUCUUCUAGUUUCGUUAUAAUGUAAUAUCUGAGAUUUUCGAGUACUCGAACGAUUUACAGGCUCGAUAUAUGCACAAAUUUAAGGUGUCGCUAAAAGAAGAAAAAAAAAGGAAGCAAUUUAUGAAUACUACUCUUGGAUGAUUUCUUUUUCAAAAAGAAAAAUAAACUAUUAAUAUGAAAAUUAAAAUGAUAUAUUUUAUUAACAUUUAUUAUAUUGGAUAAAAGCGAAAGAAAAAAAAAAGUAACAACUCCCAGAGCAGUAUUUAAUGUUAAGCAUAAUGUACAUCGGUUUAAUUGUUAUAUGAAUUUAAUAUUAGUGACGAAAACAAAAUGUAUACGUUUUUAUUAUUUGAUAAUCGAUAUAUUUCGUUUUUCUUUUUUUAUUUUUUAAAUUGCUUACGUUUGAAGAGGAAAAAAGUGUGAAGAAAACUAUUGUAUGUAAUAUAAGUGAAUCUUAUUGGUAAAAAUAAUUCUCAAGAAUUUUGAAAAAUUCAUGAAAAUUGUAAUAAUCAUUUUUUUUUUUUUUUUUUUUUUUUUUUUUUUUUUAUAACAAUUUCAGUUAUUGCAAUAUUGGAAUUAUUUUCACCAAAAAGAGAAUUUGUAUAAAACGAUGUUUGUGUAAUGAACUUGCCAAUUAUAGAAAUUUUCAUCGGCGAAUUGGAAUUCACUAAGUGGCUCCGUCUGUUUUUUUUUCUUUUCUUCUAUAAACAACGUUUGUUUGUUUUUUUUUUUGCAAUAAUUUUAUCAUAUUCACAAGUCAGUAAGAGAGUGGUGAAUGGUGAUAUUUUGAUAAAAUUUUGUCUUUUUGUACAAAUUGAAAAGAAACAAAAAAAAAUUGUUAACGAGAUGUUUUUUUUUUUUUUAGUAACAUCAAUUUUUGAUUGUACAAGCUAUCAAUUUUGCUGGGCAGGGCGUUUUCGUAGGAUUAGAUGAAAAAAAAAACUUCGCUAAAAACUUUUAGAGUAGCUGCGGGUUGGGCUUGCACGAGAUACUCUCGGAAACUUAAUGAUUUUUUGUUUUGUAUUUUUAUUUGAAAUUAAAGUGAUUUCUUAAAUAAUUUUUUUUUAGAGAAAUCACUUUUUGAAAAAAAAAGUCAAUCGCUCGUGAAAAUCCAUCUCAAAAUCGUCGGGCAGCUCGAAUUCGACUGUGUUUUAAUGAAUAAUAAAUAAACAGAAAAUAAACAAAAAAAAAAAAA
Messenger RNA from Leptopilina boulardi, 5827 nucleotides. It is a transcript of the gene Smox, whose product is annotated as mothers against decapentaplegic homolog 3. The record is from RefSeq and is a predicted model, not a curated record. Lineage: Eukaryota; Metazoa; Arthropoda; Insecta; Hymenoptera; Figitidae. Gene Ontology annotation, molecular function: I-SMAD binding; DNA-binding transcription factor activity, RNA polymerase II-specific; RNA polymerase II cis-regulatory region sequence-specific DNA binding. Gene Ontology annotation, cellular component: heteromeric SMAD protein complex. Gene Ontology annotation, biological process: SMAD protein signal transduction; cell differentiation; anatomical structure morphogenesis. Bases 538 to 1959 code for a protein of 473 amino acids. The transcript is spliced from 6 exons.